This is a messenger RNA of Pundamilia nyererei, 2097 nucleotides long. It is a transcript of the gene ssbp1, whose product is annotated as single-stranded DNA binding protein 1. Lineage: Eukaryota; Metazoa; Chordata; Actinopteri; Cichliformes; Cichlidae. Gene Ontology annotation, molecular function: single-stranded DNA binding. The transcript is spliced from 7 exons. Gene Ontology annotation, biological process: positive regulation of helicase activity; mitochondrial DNA replication. Gene Ontology annotation, cellular component: mitochondrial nucleoid. The record is from RefSeq and is a predicted model, not a curated record. The coding region runs from base 150 to 593 and encodes 147 amino acids.
AUAGCGCUUUAACGACACGUGGAACGUCGGACUCUUGUUGGAGACGGACCGGAAGUAGCGUGAGGUUACAGAAGAUUCUUGUGAAGUGUUGCACCUGAUCUGCACUGUAUCAGUCUCAGCUGCUGUGUUUGUCUUCAGUCAGAAGAAAGAUGCUUAGAAGUGCAUCAGCACAGAUCAUCCGGCAGGCGGUGAGGUACAGGAGUACAGACGCCAGCCUCAUCCUGGAGAGAUCGAUAAACCGGGUGCAGCUGUUAGGUCGGGUCGGCCAAGACCCGGUGAUGAGACAGGUGGAGGGCCGAAACCCGGUUACCAUCUUCUCAUUAGCGACCAAUGAGAUGUGGCGCUCUGGAGAGGGAGAAAUGAGCUCACCAGGUGACAUCAGCCAGAAGACGACGUGGCAUCGUGUGUCUAUAUUCAAACCUGGUCUGAGAGACGUGGCGUACCAGUACGUCAAAAAAGGGUCGAGGAUUCUAGUAGAGGGGAAGCUGGACUACGGCGAAUACGUGGACAAGAACCAAGUCAGACGUCAGGCCACCACCAUCAUCGCAGACAACAUCAUUUUCCUGAGCGAUAACGUGCGAGACAGAACCUGAAGGACCUUCCUCUCUGUCUUCGUCUCCACCAAACACCAAGGCGACUUCUUUUUGUAUUUUCUUCUUUAUACCAAAAUAAGACUCAAGGAUGUGAAGUAAAGGAACUGUUUUCACAAGAAGCCGGGAGGACGGACAGGAUAAGCUAUGAUCAUCUUUGGCUGCGGCACCACCUGCUGGUGCACAUGAAGUCUUUGAGGCUUCAGGAGGAGCAGAAAGAGCUCAACUGUAGUAAAUGUACACCUACUGAUUAUGACGUAGACGUUACAGAUAACCUUAAUGUUGUUUAAUCCAUCCAAGUGUUCUAAACGCUUCUCCUGAAUCAUAACUCUUGAGUUUGGGGACUCUUUGAAAAGUAGUAGCUCUGUUAAGAGCAGCUCUCACUCUGCUCUCACUUACUGUGACUUGUAAUGUUAUAGAUUUUGUUUCCUUGUGCCAGUAAAGACAUACUGUCUUUAUAAGCUGAAGUUGUUUCAUGGUGAGUAAGACAAAUUUACCCUGUGAGCCAGUUUCACAUGAACGCCCACAAACCUGUUUUGAAAUUUAAAUUAAAUUCUGCCUGCAAGUUAUUUUCUCUCAUCGCAUCUCCGUCACGCUUUAUGCUUGAAAUCGUUGAGUUUUCUAGGAAAGCUGCAGCAAUAAUCUCCAUUUCAAGUAGCUGCUGCCGAGGUUAACUCGCAGGUUAGGUCGUCUUAUAUGGCCUAACGUGAUCUCCCGCUUCUUAAAUGAAGUAAAGCUUUCAGAAAGUCACUGGAUUAUGUGUAAAAUGCAUCACCACAAAACAGGUUUGUUUCUCAAUGCGCGUGAAAUGUUGAUGUGUUGCAGAUGGUCUUAAAAUCAGAUUUAUGGCAGGUAAUCGAAUCUCUGUGCCUGUCUCUGAAACUAAACUGCUUCAAAGGAAGGUCUUUUUUUCUCGGAGUUUAAUUAAACUGAUUCCUGUCUCUUCCUCAAGCAGAAAGCUGCUGUGUUGGAAGCAAAGUCAUCUCAAGUGUUGCAAUCUGCGUGCAGUUUGCACAUUUUUGUCUUGCUACACGAUCAGCCUCAGGAGUGGACGCUUCUGCAAAAUAAGAUACAUCUCUGAUGUGGUAACAGUUUUGUUACCUUUUUUUUCUUCCUUUAAAGAAAAAAUUAAAGUAUUUUCAGCAUUUUUCUUCCAGCUCUGCUCUUAAAUAAAAGCAGUUUCUCUGGAGGUCAAGGUUCACAUGUCUCGCAAAUUUCGACACCUUAAGACUGGUUUUAAUUUCUGCUGUUUUCAUUAUUAACUGCAUGAGUCAUCUAUAGCUAUAACCACAUUACUAUGUGGGGAAUUUGACAAAUAUUAUCAGUUACAUUUACUCUUGUUUUCUGCUCUGUCACUCUUUUGUCAGUUGCACUUAUCUGUUUAUCUUCAUUUCCUUCCUGCACGGUGACUGAACUGUUCAGAAAGGACAUACUAGACAUUUGUUUGUUUGUUUUUUUAAUAGAUAUAUGUUCCUAAAGAUACAAUAAACAACAUUUGUUAAAAAUA